AUGUCCCUCAAUAUUGGUUUCUCUGACUUGUACCCUCCCACGCGAGUCUGUAUCGAUCCUCGUUGUGCAACAGAGUCCUCGACAAGCUAUCGAUCCCGCGAAUUGACAGAUGUCAUCAGCUACAACGUCACAAUCUUCAUGAAGGACUUGGGGCCUGUACCGGGGUGGGCAUUCUCAGCUCGUUGUCCAUGUUGCGGUGCGAGAUACUAUCCCAAUUACUUAGUAGAAGGCCGGCAUCAUCAAAGCCGACGCACAUAUUACACCGAAGUUCCCGCCUUUAUUCAAGUUUCGAUGCAUUACUACGUUGACACGAGGCUCGCAGAGAUGUUCACGAACAUGAUGGUGUGCGCAUGGGUCUCUGCCACGAAUUCUUCCAGAAUCUACAAUCUCAGCUUCAGUGGCAUGGAAGAACACAUCGGGGACAAGUGGCCAUGGAAUCUCAAGUUAACGUGUGACCAUGUUUGGGAUGCAUUCUUCAUUUAUGCAUUACUCCUCGAUGCUAACGAAAGGAAUGUCCCACUGAACUUGGACCAUAACGCUCCCGAUAAUGCCCAACGUUUACGCGCAGCCCUUGAUGCUCGCAAUGAACUUGCCUUACGUGCUGCCGUUUCGGAUGGUAUCACGAUUGGCCACCCUUGUUGCGCACAUCAUGAUUGCAAGAAUCCCCUUCCAACGCAGCGGUCCAAGUUUUGCGUUGAGCAUGCUUCCCUUAGUAGUUUAUGUGCUGUCACGACGUGCUCUCGUUCCGUUGAGCUCAACUUUCAAACGUGCUCCUUGCCUGAGCAUCGGAAGCUUGAGAACGUUGGAUUAGAGCAAUAUACGGCACUCUUUCAACUUAGGAGGCGGCUUGACAAACUCAAGACAACGCAUGUUGAGGAUUCCGUGGAAUCACCGUCAGCCACUCUCCAUGCUGACGAACUCGUCGAAGUCGAUGCCCAUGGUGAAUGUGCCAGCAAAUCACCAGAGGGUAAUAUUAAACUAUGGGCUGUAUUUGGUCGCCGCAGAACACACAACGAGCAGCUGUGUGUUACGACAUGUGGUAUUAUACUUGGCCGCGCAACUUUCUUUGGAUCUGAGGGACCAUAUGGAGUGGUGGUAUGUCCUCGCUAUUCUUGUCUUUCCUUUUCCGUUCUCAUUUGCAUCAAGAAAUUCCAUGAGAAGCUUUUUCCUACCCCGCAGUCUGUACCAGGUGUCAUCUUCUACGAUAACAAUUGCCAUAUCAAGCGUGUUCUGGAAAAGUCAAGAAACUUGCAUUUUCAACGACGGCUGUUCACAACGUUAACCCAAGCCUAUCACUCUCGACGUUCAAUUACUCGAGGGAAACCCAUUUAUCGCCAGCUUCUUUCUCCUUUCCUUUCAUGGAAGCCUCAUUGCGGGGCUUGGAGAUGCCUGGUAAAGCUUGACGCAACCGCUCUCCGUCAGUCUUCGAGGGCUUGGAGAUGCCUGGUAAAGCUUGACGCAACCGCUCUCUCUCUCGAGCCGUCGAGUGACCAAUUUCCUGGCUCACGAACUAAUUCUAUGGGUACCACUUCCAACCUGUGCCUACCAACUUUCAUGAUACUGGCAUCCAAAGCCCCUUUGCCACCUUGCAUCAUCUUCAUCAGCUACCCCGUGUCUGCCUCCCCGCAAGAUACGGUGCCUACCAAUGCAAAUACGCUGACGACGACAAGGACUGCGAGUUCAAACCUGCAGCUGUCGACGUUGUUGACGGAGGCAUAUACGGAGAACGAGGCGUUGAAGAAGAAAUUGACGAAUACGAGGAAACACGCGGAAAAGGCUGAGCGGCUGUUGCAAAUGCUAACGGAUGCGUCGUCGUCGUCUCCCACGUCCGAAUCGUCGGCGAAGUGCAUUAUUAUCGAGUAUGAAAAUCGAGUGGGUGACUUGCGUAGUCAGGAAGCGAGAGAGGCGUUUGGGAGGAUUUUCUUCAUCAACCACGACAACAUCCCGCAGAGCACGCACGCCAAGCUUAGAAAGCAAAUACACCCACCCACCAUCAAAACGAUCCCACGGGAAUGGAGAACCGAGGAUGUCUUAUUCCGACUUGAGUCAUCAUGUCCCCCGGCGAUCACCACAAACCGCACCCACACACCCUCCCUUCGUCACAUUCACAUCUCCAUUGCCAUCAACAACACCAUCCCCAUCAUGCGCUUUCGUGUAGACCCCAUUCAAGGUCUUCAAGUCGCUCUAGCAGCGCUUCAUUGGACAUUGAUGAGAUGCUCUUUGAAGCCACUACAGCCGACGCCAUCAACGGCAUCGCUGCGAAUCAACGACCACAACAACCACCGCAUAUGGCGAGUCUUCCUUUACCAACUACAACCGCAUCUCAAAAUGGGUCCCCGCAUCUGUAGAGCCACCACUCACGAAGACACGCCGAGGAGGGGUAGUAGCAGCAGGCGCGUACACGUUUACGAGGGUCAACAAGCACAAGAGGGGCUGGGCCCAAUCAACGCACCGAUCGUCGCACCGCCCGCCCAAGUCUUCCCAGCCACAAACGCCCAAGGCCAGAGGAUCUGCAGACAAUGCGGUUUCCCAAGACGGUAUAAAGACGAUAACGUUGAAAAAUGGGGCCCUGGGCCGAUGGGUCCUAGGACUGUUUGUGAUCAGUGUAAACGCGUCGAGAGGCGAGGAACCCUGGAGACGCAACAACAAGUGGCGGUCAUGCACCAGAAGCCUUCGCGAGGGGGGUCGAUGUCACAACUUCCGCUCUCUCAAGGCUCGGAUCGAUCGAUACAUAGGACGGAUAUGGUUCUCACACAUCAUGGAAGUUUCUUGCAGCCCUCGCAAUCCCAAUCGCAGAUUCUGGGGAGGGAGCCGUUGCAAGCUCAGCCGCACGCGCAAACCCAGGCUCCACCGCGUUCAUCGCACUCGCAUCCAUCCCAUACCUCGCAUUUGAGAAUCCCCACGGUUACACAAGUAGGUGGUGCAGGUCUGAACUGUAGCCCUCCGCCUUCCACAGCUGCGUUUGAGGAGGACGAAGGGGAGGAGGAGGAUGCUGAACAUGAACGUGAACAAGAGCAUGAUGGGGAGGAUGGCGAUUCAGAGCAGUUGCCGCUUUCGAAUGUUGGGAGGGGAGGAAAGGUUGGGAGUAGGAGUCGGGCGGGUGUGAAGAAAAACGGUGCUACUGCCGCUGGAGGGAAGAGCAGCACUGGUGGGAGGAACACGCCUGCGGGUGGGAGGAGGAGCACGCCUGCGCGUGGUGGAGGGGAGAAGUACCCCUGUUGUAGGAGGAAGAAGCACGCCAGCUGGAAGAAGCACUCCAUCAGGAGCGAGAAGGAUGACGCCAGCAAACAAAAAAUCGCCGUUGGGUGUGGCGAUAUCACCCACACCUGGGAUGGAGAUGCGGAAGCUGAGGCUGAGGCUGAGAUUCUAGGUGCGGUUGAAGCGACUGGUGGUGGGGAUCAGGAGUUGGUUGAUGCGGAUGGGGAUGCAGAGGCGGAGCUGUUGGAGGCUGUGGAUGCUGCCGAGGCGAAUAGCAGCAGCAGCAGUAGCCAUGGCGGACCGAGUGGAGGCGGGUGGAUGAAGGAGGAGGAUGGGGCUUGA
This is a messenger RNA of Laccaria bicolor S238N-H82, 3540 nucleotides long. RefSeq lists its product as uncharacterized. The record is from RefSeq and is a predicted model, not a curated record. Bases 1 to 3540 code for a protein of 1179 amino acids. Lineage: Eukaryota; Fungi; Basidiomycota; Agaricomycetes; Agaricales; Hydnangiaceae. The transcript is spliced from 14 exons.